This is a messenger RNA of Mesorhabditis belari, 804 nucleotides long. Lineage: Eukaryota; Metazoa; Nematoda; Chromadorea; Rhabditida; Rhabditidae. The record is from the annotation of a GenBank genome assembly.
AUGCGACGAGAGCUUUUGGGUUUCGGGCUAGCGAACGAGGGUCAGUUGGGGAUUCGGCCGAAUAUCGAUCAUGGAUGCGUUCGAAUGCCCGAACAUAUUGUGGGUGUUCCUCAAUGUGCAAACGAGGGUGCUUCUGUUAAACAGGUGGCUUGUGGCGAAAAACAUACGAUAAUCUUGGCUGAGGAUGGGAAAAUGUGGUCAGUGGGGCACAACGGAUUUGGGCAAAUUGGACGAGGGCGAGUCGGCGAGGGAAGCUUGACAAUAUACCCAGUUGAAUACUCGAUUGGUAGUCCAAUUAUAGAGGUUGCUUGUGGCCGAGAGCACAGUGUUUGCGUGACUGACGAUGGUCGAGUUUUCUCCUGGGGAAAUAAUAUAUCAGGUCAACUCGGGCUCAACGAUAAAGGAACUGUGGAGAAACCAAAACGGGUCGAAUUCAACACUCAAAUUUGUCAAGUCGCUUGCGGUCCCGACCACACAAUCUUUCUUGCACAAAAUGGAAAUGUUUAUGUUUGCGGCCUUCAAUAUGACGGUGCGACGAUCCACAAACCCACUCAAAUAACCGAUCUAAUUGGGGUUCCGAUAGUUAGAAUUGCCGCCGGUGGAAGACAUUGGGUGGCGCUUUCAUCCAGCGGUUCCGUCUUCACUUGGGGUCAAAACGAUUGCGGACAACUUGGCACUGGAGAUCAGACAAGACGGGGCACGCCAGGUCUUUUACUAAACAUCAGCAGUAUGGGUGUCGUCGACGUUUCUUGCGGAGAUGCACACACCGUUCUUUUAACAAAGUGCGUUUCUGUGUUCAAUUCA